UUCCACCCCCGCGGCUCGGCCCUCGCUGCCCUACCAGUCGCUGGGUCGUCCCACCACUACUCCCGGCGCCGCACGCUCUCCUUCCACCCCCUUUUCCUUACCAUUCACCUUUCUUUCUGCCUGUUUGGUCCCUCCCCACUCUGGCCUCUCCUCUCCCCACUGUAUCUCGCCCUUUCCUUGCUGAACUCUCUUUCACACGCACGCUUUCGCCUCUUCUUCUUCUCUUUCUUCCCAACUCCUCCCUCAUUCUGUCUUUCCUUAUCCACCCAGAGUCCCCGUUUCCACCAUCCCUCCACCUGACACUCUUGUGGGUUUUAUGCCUCCCUGCUUCCCAGGCUGUGAGCUUUGCCCUUCAUUCCUCGCCCUCCUCCAUCCGCUGUCCUGAUCUGAACUCCUCACUUUGCCACACUCCCUCACCCUUAUCCCUCUGGGCCUAUCCUCUUUCACUGUCCUCUCCUAGGAUAGAGUGGGUGGGGCCUGGAGUCUCCUGUUUACAUCUUUGGGAAUAACUCACAUCUCUACUUCUGGGGGGGUGGGGAGAGUUGGUGAAGAGAUUACGAAGAGAUUUAUGCCAGCCGAAGAGUAUGAUGGGUGACUCUUACCUACAGUUAUCAUCUCCACCUGGGAUAACAAGAUGGCCUGGCCUCAGGACCCUGGCAUGCUGUCCAGUAAUCUUUCAGCACCAUCUUUGCAGAGGAUUUGGGAAUCUGUUUGUAUUCUGAAGCCAGUGGAGAACCUUAAAUGGUGUAUCUUGGCCUGAGAACAAGUUUUGAUCUAAAUUAGUGGUGGAGGAAGUUUUAAUGUGUGUUUUAUGUUCAGGUUCAAUAAAACCUUUGAUCCCCCCGUCCUCCCUUCUUGGUGAUGGCACCAGGGAUGAGAUGAUUUUGUGCAUGGGGUUGCCCUUACUGCCUUAUAUUUAGAUUUUGAAAUGUUUUGAAUUAAAGAAAGCCUUUUCCUUAGCUUUUUUUUUUUUUUCUAGAAAUUGCUCUGUUGAGUUGUAGUUUUUCAGAAACCAUCUCUUACCCCGGCACUGCCUUGAUUUUGUUCAUUCACUGCACCUGCAUUUCCAUCUUAGGUACAGGAAGAAGGAAUGGAAUCGGAAGGAAGAAAAUUCAUUUCAGAGGCAAAAUAGCUCCCCUCCUCUGUUAUAGCUGUUCCCCUGGCAAUACAAACUUUCUGCUUUCAUUUCUUUUUAGUGUAUGGCUGCAAGCUUAAAAGAGGACCCUUGUAGAACAGAACUGUGCACAACUCUCAACCCAAUAUUCCUUAUAUUUUCUGGCGUCGCACAAUGAAAAAAACAGUGGAUGACUUAUUAGAAGCAUGUCUCUCCAAAGAGGAAAAGCAUCAAGGGUUCCGCAGCAUUCCAGACCUCAAGCACUGGUUCAGGAUGGGAAAAAGACGCUGCGUCCCCCCACUGGAGCCCAAGCUGGCAGCAGGCUGUUGUGGGGUUAAGAAGCCUAAGCUGUCUGCAGGUGGGACGCACGGUCACGGGAGCCAGUCCACAGCCGUCCCCGGCUCCAGCGCGGGGCCUCUUCAGAACCACCAGCAUGUGGACGGCGGCGGUGGUCGCGAGAACGUGUCGGACUUAACUCUGGGACCUGGAAACCCUCCCAUCACACGGAUGAACCCCGCAUCGGGAGCGCUGAGCCCUCUCCCCAGGCCCAAUGGAACUGCCAGCACCACCAAGAAUCUGGUGGUGACCGCAGAGAUGUGCUGCUACUGCUUCGACGUCCUCUACUGUCACCUCUACGGCUUCCCACAGCCACGCCUUCCUAGAUUCACCAAUGACCCCUAUCCGCUCUUUGUGACGUGGAAGACGGGGCGGGACAAGCGGCUUCGUGGCUGCAUUGGGACCUUCUCAGCCAUGAAUCUUCAUUCAGGACUCAGGGAAUACACGCUAACCAGUGCACUUAAGGACAGCCGAUUCCCCCCCCUGACCCGAGAGGAGCUGCCUAAGCUUUUCUGCUCUGUCUCCCUCCUUACUAACUUUGAGGAUGCCGGUGAUUACCUGGACUGGGAGGUUGGGGUCCAUGGGAUUCGAAUUGAAUUCGUCAAUGAAAAAGGCGUCAAACGUACAGCCACAUAUUUACCUGAGGUCGCAAAGGAACAAGACUGGGAUCAGAUCCAGACGAUAGAUUCCUUGCUCAGGAAAGGUGGCUUUAAGGCUCCAAUUACCAGUGAAUUCAGAAAAACCAUCAAACUCACCAGGUACCGAAGUGAGAAGGUGACAAUCAGUUAUGCAGAAUAUAUUGCUUCUCGACAGCACUGUUUCCAGAAUGGCGCUCUUCAUGCCCCGCCCCUCUACAAUCAUUACUCCUGACACACGGCUGCAUGACCAGUCCCACCCCCCCGUGGCCACCAAUGGCUAUGACAUCAUUGGAGCAGAUGCCUCCUCUUCCUGGUCCAGUUACUUUUAUUACUGCACCAUUUUAUGAUGCUAGCUUCCGUUGCCAAGUCUGCCUCCAGCUGACUGAGGGGGGCGGGGUUACAUCGAAUGAAACAGAACUUGAGGGGCCCAAGCCUUAUCUCAGCCUUUCCUCAGUAUGGGGUUCCGUUGGAUUGGGGCUCCUCCAUGACUAGUGAGAAUUCCGUGUGGGUUCAGAAGACCUUGGCUGCAGGUGCCGCUGGUGAUUUGCUGCCCGUGUGUUGGCCACUCAGUGGAAGCUGGAAUUGAUGGUCCAUGAAGGCUUAGCCCACACACACCCCUGCAGCCUCCCCAGAUCGAGUAGGUGUAUUCCCCCUGGCAGUCUGGGCAACGGAGACCAACAAGAAACGUUUUUAGGUUGUUUUAAAUUCCUUUUUUUAAACUUCCAGCGUAUAGCGUACCACGAGUUGAUCUCAACCUCCAUGCUUCGUAAGUGGACGCCAUGUUAGGGUCGAACGUGGGCACCACGAGUCGUUUGCGGCUCCUGGACAGAGACCCACCUCAAGAUCGGAAGCCCUUUGGAUGGCGUUGCAGAUCUCAUUGCUCAGUUAGCCUCAAAGGUUUUAAUUCUCAUCCCACUAUCAGUUGGAUUUUCUGGCACUCUUCCUGCAUUGAGUCUCCUGGUAUUGAACAGAGCGCUGUGGUGUAGCCUGCAGAGGAAUGGACUGGGAUGCCCGCGGGAGGUCCUGACGGCAUCGCUGCGUGCAGUGUCGAGGGAGAGACCUCUUCCUUACCACCCGGCUACCUCACUCCUCUACUGGUGGCAGUGCCUAUAGCUGGAUCUAGGUUCUCAGAGGGCGGAGGUGUUCAGACAAGCACUUGGGUCGGGCUCUAGAAGGGCACGUCGGCACAGGAGAGAAUCCAGGGUCUCUAAGCUGUUUUUCUGUUCAGGCAAACAUCCUGAGAGACCUUUAAGCAGAGGAGUUCCUUUUUCUAGUUUGCCUGUAGAAGUGGGAAAACUGUUGCUGUUACAGUCCUUACAGGACUUUAGAACAAAGCUGUGUCAUUAAACAAGGUGAAUCUUUAUCUUGCCUAACAUGCCGGGAAUCUUCACCCCACCAUGGCAGAGUUCCAAAUAGCUCAUUUUAUUCUAGGUCAUUCAUACUCUCAUGUGGCAUAUUUCCCUUUCUCGUUGUUGCUGAUUCCAAAUACCUGUCAGCAAGUUUCUCCUCCCUCUUGCCUGUUCUUCACUCAUAUGGUGGCAAAGUUCAUAGAAGCUGGGGACUUGGAAGACGCUUUGAAAACAUGGUCACAGAGGCACUGCUGAAAUGAUUCACAGGAAGAGGUGGCCACUUGGAAGAAAGGACCCUACGGGUGAUACACUGGUUUUCAGCAACGUGUUUAGAGAACUCUUGACGCGGAUUGGGUGUCAACCCAGUGAACACAAUGUCUUGAUUUAAUUUAUUUUUAAUGUUUAUGUGGUAGUGGUGUGGCUUUCCGAAAAUGGGCAGAUGUUCAAGUCAGAGGGUCUUUGGGGUUUGCUUCUGCCAGGAACGGGGGAGGGGGAGCAGAGGCACAAUCUGAGGAACGACACACGUGCCAUUCUAGGCAUAGUUGUCUCGUUUCUUGAAGAGAUGGGUAAGGGUGAGCAGGUGAGCUCGGCACCGUCCUCUGCUGUUGGCGAGGGUGUGGAACGGGCAAGGGAAGCGCCGGCUGACGUCUGGAUGCGCGGGCUGGGCUCCUGCACGCCGCCGCCUUCCCCUCGCGGUGUUCGUGAAAACAGGCUCCCAAAGAGGAAGGGAUUGUUUCGUGAUUUCCUGCUGCUGAGAAUAAUAAAUGUCUUGUUGCAAAUAAAUGUGACGGCAGUUACUCUUAGGUGCCAUGGAUCGAUGUCAGGGUGGUCAGCAGCUCUGGACUAAACCGCCCACCUCCAAUUUGUACAACAGUAUUGAUACAUAGGGCUACACUCAUUCCUGUUCAAGUCUUCUAUGUUGAAAGUUGUGUUUAAUUUCUAAAGUUUAAAAAAAGCAAAAAAAAUGGUGCUAAACUUUCACCCCUGAGCACGCUCAGUGAGACUGGUCAUGCAAGCAUUUUCAGUGCCAUGCUCUUUCAAGCCUAUUUUUUCUCGUAGAAAUGUUGCCCUAUUUGUCUUCCCCAACGUAUAGUAUGUUUUUUAUUUUAUUGAGGGUGGGGUAGGAUACCUGCCAUUUAAGAAAAUGAACAGAAGAUUUUAAAACCCAGGAAAUGGGGGGGGGGGCGGAAAUCAGUGCACAAGAAUUGGGGCUCCUGAAGCCCAGCGCCACACUGACGAGGGCUCCGUGGGCUCUCUUCACUUUCUGGAGUGAAGAAGCCUGACUCCCUGCACAUUCCCUCACGCCCCCAUCCAGGCCCAGCAGUGGAGAUGCUCGAGGUCCUCUUGCCUUGGCGAGGGGACUCAGGAGUCGACCGAGGAAAACUGUUUGGCCCCGUGAGGAAUGGCACUGUCAGUGUCUGUCCCGAAUGGAGCCUAGUCAGGAAGUGGCCUGGAAGUAUACGGUCAAGGUCACCUCCUGAAGAUGUAUGGCAGGUGGCUCUCAGGAAAAAUACUAAGUCUGGAUCAUCCACGUGGCAGCUUUGCGUAGGGAGAUGACAGCUCCGAACUGGAACUGACCUGCCUUCCACGUGCUUGACCACAGCAGUGAUGAGGGCGGCCAGUCCGCGUAGUGGGAGUGGUGGGUUUGAAGAGAAGGGAAGGUUUUUCUGCUCGGUGUUUCCUUCGUCCUUGGGCUGCUCAAGCUGAACAGUAACCACUGUUUUCAAGGAACCAGCUCCACCUUGGCUGGUUUGGUUCGGAGUUCGUUUCAUCCCUAGCUGUGAGUGCCUUUUGGUCUGGAAGGUUGGCUUGUCUCAUAAUACCCACAGCUAGGACAUUCUCUGUAAUUUCGAAUUGUCCUUGUUCUCCAUUAACUAAAAGAGAAUGUCUGAUCACUAGAGUUCGUCGGUGUUGGAUUGUUUCCACUGUGAGGUUCUUAAACUUUUUCGCUUCAUGAUAUUAAAAAGCAACUCAUGUUAGAGACCCUUUCAACAUGAAAGGUUUGUAGUUGAGACAUUACAUAUAUUUUAUUGUUUAUAAUAAAUAUCAUCUGUACAAAAGUCCUGGGUGUUAAUUUUAAUAUUUGCACAAGAUGUUUUCCAUGAUAUGUUAACACCUAAAAUUUCACUAACUGUUGAUGUUAUUUUCUAUUGAGAUUCUGGAGCCUAGGGAGCUAUUUGUUCUUUUUGUUUAUUUUCAUUCUUAUUUCCCUGAAGCAAGAGACUUUGUAUGGCCUUCAGUGCAAAGACUUUAGACCAAUUCUUUGUAUUACACUUGGUUGCCUCUUGGCUAUAUAACUUCUGAGUGCAAAUCAUUGAACUCUUUAACAAAGUAUUGUAGAGAAUAAAUCAUAAUGGGUAAAAAUUG
Molecule: messenger RNA, 5804 nt
Organism: Delphinapterus leucas (beluga whale)
Lineage: Eukaryota; Metazoa; Chordata; Mammalia; Artiodactyla; Monodontidae
Source: RefSeq, a predicted model, not a curated record